AUGGCAGAUAAGGAUAAACCGAAACAGGCAACGGCAGUGAAAUCCACAUCCGAGCAAGAUGCCGCUGCUGCCGUGGAAACAGCGCAGUCCUCCCAGGGGGCCGCAUCUGUGGGGGUAAUGGCAGCUGCGAGGAGUUCCAUGGCCUCGUCAUCCACUUCUGUCACAACCACGGCAAGAACAGACCAAUCAAAAGCGUAUUCCACCUUUAUGGCCGGUCUGGAACAAUGCAUGGCUCAAUAUUCGACUUUAGGGAGUUGGUUGAGUGACCAGAUUUGUGGUUACAUGGGUGCCGUGGACAUCCCAGCGAUGUACAAGAAAUUCAUGGAGUUAUCACCGCUGGAAAGAGCGCUUAUCAUAAUUGCGCUUCUCGGCCUGGUUGGUCUUCUGGGAUGGAUGGCUUGGGAAGGGGUUACAUUGGCGUGGCCCCAUCUCAUAAAAUUUUUGGAGUCUUCCCCAGGCCAAAAUUUUUUGGAGACGGCUGGCACAUAUCUGAAAGGUUUGGCAGAGAGUGACGUAAUGAAAAAAUUUGUUGGGAUAUUUGCCAGUGCUUCCGAGCCUGGUGAAGAUAAGGAGGAUACUCCUUGUUUUGACAAGGAAAACUGGACCAUGCUUACCUCUGUGGCGGCUGUCUCAAUAACUGAAAUUGUUCGCGUUUUCUUUGCCUAUAUGAGCACAAAUGCCAUGAAAAAGUAAAUAAAUGUUUGCAUAACGUAGUUUAGUUAGUCUUUGUUCCAAAUGAUGAAACCGUUAUGUUCAUCUGCAUGAAAUGUAUGAUAACAAGUAAGUGAGGCUUAUCUACGCAAAAUAAAUCAUUCCAUACUUGUAAAGAA
This is a messenger RNA of Folsomia candida, 830 nucleotides long. RefSeq lists its product as uncharacterized. The record is from RefSeq and is a predicted model, not a curated record. NCBI's taxonomy places the organism in Eukaryota, Metazoa, Arthropoda, Collembola, Entomobryomorpha, Isotomidae. The coding region runs from base 1 to 693 and encodes 230 amino acids. The transcript has 4 exons.